UCGAGAUAAAUCUUGUCGCUCGGUAUAUGUUCGGUAUAUCUCGGAAUUGUCGAUAGAUAUACGACAGUAUCCGAACAUAGCCUGCCCAAUUUUGUCAUAGAUGAACACUGAGCUAUAGUUAUAUAGUACCAGUACUGGUACAACCACAGAACCAUGCAAGUGUGAAAUGACGCAAAACUUUACAGUGAAUGGUACAUUUAUUCCGCAAGACGCUUCUGGCAACGAUAUGUGUAUUUUGUUUAUGAAAUAUGGGCGUUGCAGGUUUAAAGCUAAAUGCAAGAAAUCUCAUUGGGUACCACCUUUGCCUGAUGACCCUUAUCCUAUUGAAAUCAAACCACCAUUGCCCAGUGAUGACCUUACAGUAUGCACAGUCAGAACAGAGAAUGAAACUAGAAAUACUAAAUAUGCACCUGGUAAUCCCCCAAAAGAACCUCUAGAAAAGAUCUCUUCAAUGCCAACAUCCACUACUUCAGCACAAAUUACAAACUGUAACAGUGGCUCAGAUUUGCAAAAGUUUAACAAAGCAAGUAUGGUGCCAAGGAGAUUUAAACAUAUUUUCUAUGACAAAUAUUGUGAUCUUGCAACUGAAAAUGUUGGAGUGAACAGGUUGUUCCUUGAAGCAGGGGCAUACUUUGAUAAUGUAGCUCAGAAACUGCAAAUUUCCAAACCACCCCAGAAUAAGAUAGAAAAACGACACUUAAAAGUCCUGCGAAGAAUUCACUGGCAAAACACCCAGACUCUGAAACAGAAGCUCUCUCAAUAUCCUCCGAGUUACAAGCUAAAGUUUGAUUGGAGCAAGAUCGACCUUGUUCGUUUAAGACCUUACGUAUAUGUCCUUGUUCACGAAUGUUUGUGUGUCGAAGGCGAGUUGAAACCAUCACGACCAUCAUCGUUCGAAUAUCUGGUUGCGGACACUCUAAUUGCGUACCUGGAUGGUGCGUGUAUGAUACCCCAAGAAAUUGAGGAGAAAUUGCGGCGGUGGGGAGCUAGGGCCGUGAGGGCACGUCAGUGCGUAGACCAUUUGUGGCAUACCCUAGCGAUAUCAUCAAAUUCUCCCGAUGGCUGUGCGAAAGAUGUGAUCAGAAUUGAGGACGAAGUUGUCAAGGGAUCAAGAUCUUCGCUUGAUUACGCGCAUGCGUGUGCUUUCGCUUUGAAACGAGUCGAGCAACGAAAAACGGCGAACGAAAGCACGCACGUUCCUCGUAAAGUCAGUAGUUCCGUAAAACAAGGUCUUCAUGUCCAACGAACAAGAAAGACAAAAUUUAUCGCGACGAGAAUGGAGCGUGGAUCUUUUAAUUUGGACGCUAAAACUGUCGGUCGUGUUAUAGAACGCGCAGAAUGCAACGAGGAGCACGUAACGAGUAUUUCAGAACGCGGGAAUGGAACGGUUGAGCACGCGGGAAAGGUAACAAUAGAACACGCGCAGAAAGUCGAUGCGGGCGAAAAUGAUGCACAGGAACACAUCUCGGAGGAGAAGAACGGAACGGAAGGGAAAACGAGUACAGUAGCGCACGAAAAAGACCGGAUAGUGCACGGAAAAGUUGCACACGAUGAACCAAAACGAAACUCUGAUCAACGAACGAAGAGAAAAAGAUCAAAACAGUUUAAAAAUGUUCCUUUCAGUGAGAGGAAGAGGUUUAAAACGCGUUGUUUGCAACUGUUAACCAGUUGAUAUACUAAAAACUGAAUUGCUUAUUUAUUUAAUGUGAAUACGUGUAAAAAUUGAAUCUAAUACAUGAUUGUUGUAUUUUUAUAAAC
Dendronephthya gigantea is the source of this 1758-nucleotide messenger RNA. RefSeq lists its product as uncharacterized. Gene Ontology annotation, molecular function: metal ion binding. The coding region runs from base 167 to 1672 and encodes 501 amino acids. The transcript is spliced from 7 exons. The record is from RefSeq and is a predicted model, not a curated record. Lineage: Eukaryota; Metazoa; Cnidaria; Anthozoa; Malacalcyonacea; Nephtheidae.